Molecule: messenger RNA, 927 nt
Organism: Ornithorhynchus anatinus (platypus)
Lineage: Eukaryota; Metazoa; Chordata; Mammalia; Monotremata; Ornithorhynchidae
Product: olfactory receptor 4D1-like
Exons: 1
Coding region: 1-927 (308 amino acids)
Biological process (GO): G protein-coupled receptor signaling pathway
Cellular component (GO): membrane
Molecular function (GO): olfactory receptor activity; G protein-coupled receptor activity
Source: RefSeq, a predicted model, not a curated record
AUGGAGGUGGGAAACGGCUCAAUCGUAUCAGAGUUUGUCUUCUUGGGCCUCACUCAGAACCGGGGGCUACAGGUUGUCCUGUUCAUGGUGUUCCUAUUCAUCUAUUCCACGACUCUGCUGGGUAACCUCCUCAUCAUGGUCACCGUGACCUGUGACCCCUGGCUCCAUACCCCCAUGUAUUUCUUGCUGCGCAACCUCUCUGUCAUAGAUAUUUUCUGUUCCUCCGUCACACUCCCAAGGAUGCUGGUGGACUUCCUCUCCCCCACUAAUACCAUUUCCUUCGAUGGCUGCAUGGCCCAGAUUUUCUUCUUCCACUUCUUUGGAGGGGCUGACAUGUUCUUCCUGGGGGUGAUGGCGUACGACCGCUUCGUGGCCAUUUCCCGACCCCUGCACUACACAGCCGUCAUGAACACCCCAGUAUGUGUGGGGCUGAUCCUGGCCGCCUGGGUGGUGGGGUUCGUGCACUCAAGCGCCCAACUAGCUCUGUUGUACCGGUUGCCAUUCUGCGGCCCCAACAUCCUGGAUAACUUCUACUGCGACGUCCCCCAGGUCCUCAGGCUCGCCUGCACCGACACCUCCGUCCUGGAGAUCCUGAUGAUCUCCAACAGCGGGCUGCUCGUUCUCAUCUGGUUCCUCCUCCUCCUGGCAUCCUACACGGUCAUCCUGAGGAUGCUGAGGUCCCACUCCAAGGAAGGGAGGAGGAAAGCCGCCUCCACCUGCACCUCCCACCUCAUCGUGGUCUUUGUGCAAUUUGUGCCGUGUAUCUACAUCUACGCCCGACCCUUCACCCCAUUUCCCAUGGACAAGGCGGUCUCCGUCUGUGAUACGGUUCUGCCCACCAUGCUGAACCCCAUGAUCUACUCCCUGAGGAACAGAGAGGUGAAAUUAGCUAUGAAGAGGUUAAAGAAGCGACUUUUACAGGCUUGA